This is a messenger RNA of Asparagus officinalis (garden asparagus), 4116 nucleotides long. RefSeq lists its product as uncharacterized. The record is from RefSeq and is a predicted model, not a curated record. Gene Ontology annotation, molecular function: protein binding. NCBI's taxonomy places the organism in Eukaryota, Viridiplantae, Streptophyta, Magnoliopsida, Asparagales, Asparagaceae.
ACUAUUUUAGAAAACACAAAACAGAGACAAGUUCUUUCGAUCGACGUCCUCAGUUCUAAUUUCUAACCCCUGGAGGUCCCUCAAUUUUCAAUGGCUCUUCGCUCACCAAUACCCUUCUCCAUCGUCUAAAAAUCCCACAAAACCCCUAAAUUCUCUGUAACUCAGCAAUAACGAACUAAAUCUCGAGAUCUCAAUUUGCUUCUCCCCAAAAUGCUUCGAUUGAGAGCUUUUCGCCCUUCGAGCGAGAAGAUCGUCAAGAUCCAGCUCCAUCCAACUCACCCAUGGCUCGUCACCGCCGACGACUCCGAUCACGUCUCGGUUUGGAACUGGGAGCAUCGCCAGGUGAUCUAUGAAUUGAAAGCAGGUGGAGUUGAUGAGAGGCGGUUAGUGGGGGCGAAGCUGGAGAAGCUGGCCGAGGGUGAAUCAGAGCCCAAAGGAAAACCAACAGAAGCCAUCCGUGGAGGAAGCGUGAAACAGGUUAGCUUUUAUGAUGAUGAUGUGAGGUACUGGCAACAUUGGCGCAAUCGCUCAGCAGCAGCAGAAGGCCCAUCUACACUGAGUCAACAAUCUUCUGCUUUUGGCUCUCCAAUCCCAUCCACCAGGGGGAGGCAUUUUCUUGUCAUAUGCUGUGAGAAUAAAGCUAUAUUUUUGGAUUUGGUGACAAUGCGGGGGCGGGAUGUACCUAAGCAGGAGCUUGACAACAGAUCACUUCUUUGUAUGGAAUUUCUCUCUAAAACUGCUGCUGGCGAUAGCCCUCUUGUUGCUUUUGGUGGAUCUGACGGCGUAAUAAGAGUUCUCUCUAUGAUAACAUGGAAGCUUGUUCGAAGAUAUACUGGCGGUCAUAAGGGAUCAAUCUCUUGCUUGAAAACAUUCAUGUCUUCUUCUGGCGAGGCUCUCUUGGUUUCUGGUGCUAGUGAUGGGUUGCUUAUAAUCUGGAGUGCAGAUCAUAUUCAUGAUUCACGUGAACUUGUUCCCAAGCUUAGCUUAAAGGCACAUGAUGGAGGGGUGGUUGCUGUAGAACUGUCAAGGGUGAUGGGAGGUGCACCACAACUUAUUACUAUUGGUGUUGAUAAAACCUUAGCUAUAUGGGAUACUAUUUCAUUUAAGGAACUGAGACGUAUAAAACCUGUUUCAAAACUUGCUUGUCAUAGUGUGGCAUCUUGGUGCCAUCCUCGUGCUCCAAACCUUGAUAUUCUUACUUGCGUCAAAGAUUCACAUAUCUGGGCUAUUGAACAUCCUACAUAUUCAGCUUUGACGAGGCCAUUGUGUGAAUUGUCGUCACUUGUUCCUCCACAAGUACUUGCAACUACCAAAAAACUUAGGGUCUACUGCAUGGUCGCACAUCCAUUACAACCCCACCUUGUUGCCACCGGAACAAAUAUUGGUGUUAUUCUGAGUGAGUUUGAUCCAAAAUCCCUUCCAGCUGUUGCUGCUCUACCAACACCACCAGCCAGCAGGGUGCAUUCCGCUGUAUAUGUAGUUGAAAGGGAGCUUAAAUUGUUAAAUUUUCAGCUUUCUAACACAUCCAAUCCAGCCCUUGGUUCUAGUGGCUCCUUAUCUGAGGCAGGAAAAUCAGAUUCAGCUGAAUCUUUGCAAGUUAAACAGACUAAGAAGCAUAUUAGCACCCCUGCGCCACAUGAUUCAUAUUCAGUUCUCUCUGUGAGCAGUUCUGGAAAGUAUGUCGCUAUUGUGUGGCCCGAUAUUCCUUCAUUUGCAGUGUACAGGGUUAUUGAUUGGGUAGUUGUUGACUCAGGGACUGGUAGGCAUUUUGCUUGGGAUACUUGUCGUGAUAGAUAUGCUUUGCUGGAGGCAACGUUGGCUCCAAGAAUGCCCAUUAUCCUUAAAGGUGGUUCAUCUAAGAAAGCGAAAGAAGCUGCUGCUGCAGCAGCUGCAGCAGCUAGUGCAGCUUCUUCUGCAACUGUGCAAGUCAGAAUCUUACUGGAUGAUGGGACUUCACAUGUUCUGACAAGGUCUAUAGAUGGUCGUAAUGAACCGGUUGUUGGAUUGCAUGGUGGUGCUUUGCUUGGUGUUGCAUAUCGGACAUCUCGGAGGAUUAGUCCUCUGACUGCAACUGCUAUUUCAAGUAUUCAAUCAAUGCCAUUAUCAGGCUUUGGCACUGGUGGUGUUUCAUCUUUUGCUGAUGAAAGGUCUUCUACAGAGGCGGCGCCUCAAAAUUUCCAGCUAUACAGUUGGGAAACUUUUCAACCUGUAAGCGGCCUUCUUUCCCAGCCUGAGUGGACUGCAUGGGACCAAACUGUUGAGUAUUGUGCCUUUGCUUACCAUCAAUACAUUGUCAUAUCCUCGCUGCGCCCGCAAUAUAGGUUUCUUGGGGAUGUUGCAAUUCCAUCUGCCACCAGUGGUGUUUGGCAUCGCAGGCAGCUUUUUGUUGCUACACCGACUACUAUUGAGUGUGUUUUUGUUGAUGCUGGAGUUGCAGCUAUUGAUCUUGAAACUAAAAGGAGAAAAGAAGAAAUGAAGGCCAAGGAAGCUCAAAGCAGAGCAGUUGCUGAGCAUGGUGAGUUGGCACUUAUUGCGGUCGACACCCCACAAGUUUCUCAAACUGAAAGAGUCUCCUUAAGGCCUCCAAUGUUGCAGGUUGUGCGGCUAGCCUCCUUUCAGCACACACCUUCAAUACCACCGUUCGUAGCAUUGCCGAAACAGUCAAAAAUAGAUGGGGAGAAUGUCGCUAGCCAGAAGGAGGCACAUGAAAGAAAAGUCAGUGAAGUUGCUGUUGCAGGUGGAGGAGUGUCUGUUGCUGUUACCAGAUUUCCUCCUGAACAGAAACGUCCUGUGGGACCUCUUGUUGUUGUUGGUGUCAGAGAUGGUGUCCUUUGGCUCAUUGACAGGUACAUGUGUGUGCAUGCCUUGGCCCUCAGCCAUCCUGGUAUUCGCUGCCGCUGUCUUGCUGCUUAUGGAGAUGCUGUUAGUGCAGUAAAAUGGGCUAGUAGACUUGGACGUGAGCACCAUGAUGACUUGGCCCAGUUCAUGCUUGGAAUGGGAUAUGCAACUGAAGCUCUUCAUUUACCUGGGAUAUCUAAGAGGUUGGAGUUUGACUUGGCUAUGCAGAGUAAUGACUUGAAAAGAGCUCUGCAAUGCUUGUUGACAAUGAGUAAUAGCAGGGAUGUUGUGCAAGAAAGUGCCAGUACGGAUAUAACUGAGAUCUUAAGUUUGACAGCUGCCAAAAAGGAAAAUCUAGUUGAUGCUGUACAAGGAAUCAUGAAAUUUGCGAAGGAGUUUAUGGAUCUUAUUGAUGCUGCUGAUGCUACCGGACAGUCUGACAUUGCCCGGGAAGCUCUGAAGAGAUUAGCUGCUGCUGGUUCUGUCAAAGGUGCAUUGCAUGGUAACAUUUUGAAAGGGGUAGCACUGCGGCUUGCAAAUCAUGGAGAGCUUACACGACUAUCAGGUCUGGUAAAUAAUUUAAUUACAGCCGGCCAUGGGCGUGAAGCAGCCUUUGCAGCAGCAAUUCUGGGAGAUAAUGCGCUGAUGGAGAAGGCAUGGCAGGACACUGGAAUGCUUGCUGAGGCUGUACUCCAUGCUCAUGCCCACGGUCGGCCAACAUUAAGAAACCUAGCGCAAGAAUGGAACAAGAUGCUACAAAAGGAGCUUGAGCCUACAUCCCAUGCCAAGACCGACGCUGCUUCAGCAUUCUUGGCUUCUCUGGAGGAGCCCAAGCUCACAACCCUAGCAGAAGCAGGAAAGAAGCCACCUAUAGAAAUUCUUCCUCCGGGUAUGGCGUCCUUAACUGCUCCUCCCAUUACAAUCAAGAAGUCUCCUGCUGCGCAAGUACCCACCUUGCCUCAGCCUGGGAAACCAUUGAUGCUUGAAGCAGCUCCAAAAUCAGUUGCUGGUAGUGGUGGUGGUGAUGAGAAAGAGCCCAGUACAUCAGCUGAAGCCCCAGCAAGCAGUCCAAAUACGGCACCAGAAAGUAGUUUGCAUGCUGAGCCAGCAAAGAGUUCAGAUGCUGCUGAAGCAAGCAGUCCAAAUGGCGCAGCAGCAAGAAGUCUUAAUGGUGCAGCAGCAAGCAGUCCUGCUGCGCUUGAGGACAGUUCGAGUGUCGGACCUGAAACCACUGAGUCGCUGCCGCCUGCUACAGAGCCUGCUGAGGCUGUUAUAUGA